Messenger RNA from Musa acuminata AAA Group (dessert banana), 525 nucleotides. RefSeq names its product NADPH-dependent aldehyde reductase-like protein, chloroplastic. The record is from RefSeq and is a predicted model, not a curated record. The transcript has a single exon. Lineage: Eukaryota; Viridiplantae; Streptophyta; Magnoliopsida; Zingiberales; Musaceae. Bases 1 to 525 code for a protein of 174 amino acids.
AUGGCGGUUGCCGGCACCGCAGCGAUAGAACACCGCCUACGGUUGUUGAAAGGCCGUGUGGCGAUCGUGACAGGCGGCGCAGGUGGCAUCGGCUCGGCGGUCUUGGCCCACCUCGCCUCCCUUGGCGCAAGCGUCGUCAUCGGCUACGUCAGUGACCCGAGCCUAGCGGAGAAGUUGGCGGAGACGAUCAACACGACCUACGGGGUGCCGCGGGCCAUCGCGGUCUCCGCCAACGUGUCCAGCUCUGCCCAAGUCAAGUCCCCGUUCGACACAGCUGAAGCUACCUUCGGCGCCGACUUGCACAUACUCAUAACCGCUGCCGCCGUCAACGACGCCCGAUACCGUGUGAGCCCGAACGGGCGGCUCUUGUUGCCACAGUGGUUGGAUCGUAGGUGGGUGCGCCGGAUGAGAAAUGAGCGGGAUAAUGGUCUGCACCAUCCCAGUCAGAGCUCGGACUUUAUAAGCGAGGUCCUGAAAGGCCUCGGGCGAUACGGGCGACGGGUCGGUUGGGGCGCCUUCGGGUGA